UGAUUGGUAAACCCUAUACGGUUAAACAACCAAAAACCGCAAUCCCUACACAAUAUAUGAUUCCCUCUAGUUUAACUUUGAUACAUAUCAGUGCUUAUGAAUCAGCUAUUUAGUAUUUAAACGGCGGAUGAAAACCUGACUGCCAAGUGCCAGUGUCCUGGCGACUUUAACAAGUGGUGGACUGUGGAGGUGUCUACGUUGUAUGAAAUGGGAUCCCUAACUUUGUUGUUCUCUGCUUUGGCGUUGUUGCUGGUCGUCGCUUACACGGACGCGGACCGCCAGUGCCCCCCACCCUCGAAGGUGUACAGCCGCACCCCUACAUGUAAGGGGGAUUACGACUGCAAAGGCGGCAAGCUUUGCUGCCUCAACCAGAGCAACGAGAAGUCCUGCUUCGAGCCCGUCAGCCAUGGCGGCGCUGGACGAUACGGACCGGGUAACAACGAAGGUGUCCUCUGCGAGGGUCGGAUAUGCCAAAAGGGGGAGGCUUGCGAGCUUGAUCCGAAAACCAAGAGGAAGAGAUGCGUCCGGAAAUAAUUUAGUGUACUAAGAUUUAAUUGCACACAUUGACCUGGCGGGUGCAAGGAGCGGGUGCACGGAGCGGGCGCCGGGCGCACGCACGCGGGUGCCAUUACUGCCAUUGUACAGUGAGGUUCGUAAUUUCAAACCUCACUGUACCUAGGUAAAAGCCGUCAAACGCGACAAUACUACGAGA
Cydia strobilella is the source of this 712-nucleotide messenger RNA. RefSeq names its product waprin-like protein. The record is from RefSeq and is a predicted model, not a curated record. Gene Ontology annotation, molecular function: peptidase inhibitor activity. NCBI's taxonomy places the organism in Eukaryota, Metazoa, Arthropoda, Insecta, Lepidoptera, Tortricidae. Bases 208 to 534 code for a protein of 108 amino acids. Gene Ontology annotation, cellular component: extracellular region. The transcript is spliced from 4 exons.